CUUGUGUAACGAAGCCAUCUUUGUAGGCCCAGCGAUCUGCUCUCUUCUGUCUCCUCGUGUGGAAAACAUUUCUCCCAGCUGCUUUUCUCCGGGACGACGCGGACGCUGUGUGCAGGCUGCGGAGCUUCAUCCAGGCGGUGGGAACCAUCGUGUAGAAACCGUUUUUCUGUCGAUAGGCUAGCGGGACACCGUGCGCACUUUCCCCUCACAAGUCCCAUUCGCACGGUCUCUUCGUCCGGUGUUGACGACGCAGAUCCAGGGAACAAAGGAACCGAGAGGCCGACGCACACCUGUCAGCUCUGUCCGGAGAAGAACCACGUUUAUGUCAGCUUUUAAAAUUACUCUCAUUCACAGGUCGUAUUGUUGCGGUAGUUUAACGCGAGGCAUAUUCGCUGCGAACAAAACAAAUCCACUGGCCUGACUCAUUCAGUCCCGUUAGCAACAUCGGCUAAGGCUAGCCGCGUUUGUGGACAAGUAGCGAGCUAAUUGCUAACAUUAGCACAGCGUUGUUUUGGUAGCGAGAAGUUUUUGUUUGUGGACGAAAAUGGCCGAAGUAUACAUUCGAGUGGCGGAGGAGGAGAAUGAAGAGCCCAUGGAGAUCCCGUCCGAGGAUGACGGUACCGUCCUGCUUUCCACCGUGGCCGCUCAGUUCCCCGGGGCGUGCGGCCUGCGGUUCAGGAGCCCCGUGUCCCAGUGCAUGCGGGGGGUUCGCCUGGUGGAAGGGAUCCUGCACGCACCGGAGAACGGAUGGGGCAACGUCGUGUAUGUGGUCAACUAUCCAAAAGACAACAAAAGGAAAAUGGAGGAAAUAGAUGCCUCCUCUGCUGUGAAAAUGAAGCGAGGUGAUAUGAAGACGUCUGACCUGAUUGUACUGGGUUUACCUUGGAAGACAUCCGAGCAGGACCUGAAGGACUACUUCAGUACAUUUGGAGAAGUCAUCAUGGUUCAGGUAAAACGAGAUGCCAAGACAGGAAACUCUAAAGGAUUCGGCUUUGUGAGGUUCACAGAGUACGAGUGUCAAGAAAAGGUGAUAUCCCAGCGCCAUAUGAUUGACGGCAGAUGGUGCGACUGCAAGCUCCCUAACUCCAAGGUAGAUCUGGGUCCGGAUGAGCCACUGAGGUGUCGCAAGGUUUUUGUAGGCCGUUGCACAGAGGACAUGACCACAGACGACCUGCGGCAGUUCUUUAUGCAGUACGGAGAAGUGACAGAUGUCUUCAUUCCCAAGCCAUUCCGUGCUUUUGCUUUUGUGACGUUUGCAGAUGAUCAGGUUGCCCAGUCUCUCUGUGGAGAGGAUCUAAUUAUUAAAGGUGUCAGUGUUCACAUCUCCAACGCUGAGCCCAAACACGGCAAUAGGCAGUUUGACCGCACAACACGGUUUGGUAAUGGUUUCGGAGCACAAGCAUUUGGAAGCAGCCGUAGUGGGUUAGGGAGCAGCACUAACAGUAGUCUGGCUAAUUUUGGUUCUUUCAGCCUGAACCCAGCCAUGAUGGCGGCCGCUCAGGCUGCUCUGCAGAGUAGUUGGGGGAUGAUGGGUAUGCUAGCUAGCCAGCAGCAGACGUCCACCUCAGGCAGCACCUCAGGCAGUGGAACCAGCUCUAGCAGGGACCAGAGUCAGUCUUUCGGUACAGGAGGCAACAGCAACUAUGGCACCAGCUCGGCCAGUCUUGGGUGGGGAACAGGGUCAAACUCGACAACCAGUGGUAGUGGCUUUAGCUCAGGUUUUGGGUCCAGUAUGGAGUCAAAGUCAUCUGGGUGGGGGAUGUAAGUUAAGUGUUUGUAUGGUAAGUAUUGUGAGAAAGAUGAGUCUUUUCAACAAAAACAGUUUUUUUCUGGUGUUAAAGCGUAUCUGAAAACUUAACACUUUUGUGGAAGAUGUUUUGUACAUUUGGAAAAAUGCUAAAGAUUUAAUUUAGGAAGUGUUGAAGUGAAUUGUUUACCAGGAUGUCCGACUAAAGUGCUAUUUUUGAUGUCUUGUUUGUAUCCAUUUCAACUGGAUUCUCUAAUGCAUGCAUUGUGAAAUGUGAUUAUACCCAUUUUGAAAAUGCAUGAAUGUCUCUGAUAAACCAUUAUCAGGCUUCGUCAGCGACUUAAAAAAAGCAAUCUUGCAUUGGGAAGAAUCUGGUUGAAACCUAAAUGUUUUUUUAAGUGCAACUUUAUUUGCAGUCAAGUUCUAUGGAAAAGCCUUCAUUGAAAUCUCUUCUGCAGUUCACCUCUCUUCCAUUUUCCUGUGAGGAAGCUCCUCUUUGGGGUGAUAUCGGUAUCAUUCUCCCUCUUCCCACCUGUAAAUGCUAUGCCAUCAAACAACGGCUUCACUCCGCAUGUUCUAAGAGACGGGACCUUGGGCUCUGCUGGUCGAGGUCUCCGUUUGAACCCUGACUGAAGUCUGUUCUGAAGGAUGAAGACGGAAGUUCCAACACUUUCAGUGUGUGGCCUUCUCAAACAUGACAUGGGGUAGUACCUGUCUUUUUGCUGAUUUCACUGGCUUGUCAGAUUGAACCAUUCUUAUUCAGUUGCAUUGCAGGUAAGACGGACGUUCUUUAGAUAGCCUUGAGCGCUAUGGGUAGUUUGCCUGCCGAUCUUAACAGUGUCUUGGUUUCAAAGUGUAAAACAGCAUGAAAAUGACACUUCGUAAACAGGAGAAAUAGGCCAGGUUGGUCAGUUAGCACUUUACACCAUUUAAAUCAUUUAAAUAAAAGACAAUGAAGGCCUCAUUUUAUUACAAGUGUUUUAUUAUUGUGACAGAACAGUGCAAAAUGAAGAACUGGACAUGAAAUUGUGUUAGGUCCCUGAACAGAAUUAGAGAAGUUAGAGUUCAAUGUACAGAGGCAUCGGAGAACUGCUGUAGCUGAUUCUGGCACCUUAGUUGACUUGACUUACUGUGAUGUACUAGUCAGACUUUAUGUAUAUUUGAAUGUUGGACACACAAGUGAGAAGCUGCAGGCCUGCAUGUGUCAUGUCCUUAUUCUCUGCUUUCCUCCUCAGUGUCUCUGCUCUUCCUCUUCCCAGUAUUCUUCUUUUUUAAUUCCCUCUGCUGGUUCAGUUCUUCACUUUUAUUUUGUAUGUAGUUUGACUGAAAUGAAUAAAGGCAAAUUAAACAUUGA
Messenger RNA from Platichthys flesus (European flounder), 3101 nucleotides. It is a transcript of the gene tardbpb, whose product is annotated as TAR DNA binding protein b. Gene Ontology annotation, biological process: regulation of gene expression. The transcript has 6 exons. Gene Ontology annotation, cellular component: nucleoplasm. Bases 545 to 1765 code for a protein of 406 amino acids. Gene Ontology annotation, molecular function: RNA binding. The record is from RefSeq and is a predicted model, not a curated record. NCBI's taxonomy places the organism in Eukaryota, Metazoa, Chordata, Actinopteri, Pleuronectiformes, Pleuronectidae.